AUGUCUGAAUCUUCUACUUCUUCUAUUAUACUAGGAUGUUCAGUAGCAGUGAUAUCAUCUGGUUUGCAAUCAUUAGGUAUAACACUACAAAGAAAAUCACAUUUAUUACACAUUCAAUAUCUUCCUAUAGAUUCAACUAUUCCAACAAAUACCAACACUAGCAAUAUAGAGGACCAACAGCAAGAACAUGAACAGGAACAACAUUUACGACGUCAAAUACAUUUAAAUCAUCAACAACAAAAAUAUAAACGAAAUAUGUGGCUUUUCGGGUUUUUAUUAUUUAUUAUAGCCAAUGUUUUAGGGUCAAUUAUUCAAAUAAGUACUUUACCAUUGAUUAUACUAUCACCUUUACAAAGUAUUGGAUUAAUAUUUAAUUCUAUUUUAAGUUGUUUAUUAUUACCUGGUGAUCAUUUCACUAAUAAAUUAUGGGUGGGAACUGGGAUAAUAUCUUUAGGAGCAAUAAUUAUUGCUUAUAAUGGUAAUGUCAAUUCAAUGCCACCAAAUUCACCUUCAAAACCAUUGCCACCUAUUGAUGAAAGGUUUCAUUUGAUUUUACAAAAAUUGAUUAAUCCAAGUUUUGUUGUUUGGUUUAUUGGGACUUUUAUUAUGAUGUUGGGAUUAUUACUUGUGAAUUAUAUUUAUUUGAAUAAGAAAAUCCGGCAAUUACAAUCUCGACAACCAUUUUCAAUAAUCACAAUGAGUAACGACAAUAAUAAUAACAAUAAAGCAAAACAUAUUCCUGUAAAUUCAUGUAACAAUAAAUAUCAAUUUUUUAAAGGUGUGAAUUAUGGAAUUAUUAGUGGUACAUUAACAGCUCAUACUUUUUUAUUUGCCAAAUCUAUUAUUGAUGUAAUUAUUGAAACUAUUCUUCAUGAGAAUUUUAAAAAUUUAUUUACAAUUACUAAUGCCCUACCAUAUUUAUUAUUAUUAACCAUGUUAUCAAUUGUUGGACUACAAUUAACUGCAUUUAAUUUGGGUUUAGCUCAAAUCACUACGGCAAUAUUAUAUCCCUUAUGCUUUUUAAUUUAUAAUUUCAUUAAUUUGAUUAAUGAUUUAAUUUUUAAUUCAUUAAUAACAAGUCACAAAAUGACUUGGUUACAAUUAGUAUGGAUAAUUAUUGGAUUAGUUGGGGUAUUAUGUGGAGUAGUAAUAUUAAGUUGGGAUAGUGCAUUUAAUGCAAAUCAAAAUCAAAGGAAUUUUAAAAAUGGACAUGAUCAUGGAAUUGGAAUCGAAGAUGGCACUGAUUUAAUCAGUAUGAAAUUUCCUUACAACAAUAAUAGUGGUAAUGGUAUUGACAACGAUAAUAAUGUUGAUCCCCAUCAAUCAUACUUGUUUGGUCGUGUUGAUGAACAAACAGAAUUGCUUGAAGGAUCAAGAUCAGGAUCAACUCCGCUUUCUUCUUCUUCCUCAUAUAAUUCAGCUGAUAGUGGUCCAUUAGAUGUUUAUAAACCAUACAGUGAUGAACCCACAAAGGAUCUGGCCACUAUUACUAUUCAACAACAACAACAAAAACCUAAUAUUGAGGCAUUGAUUGAAUUAAAUGAUGAAGCGGCCAUUGAUGCUGAAAUUUCCAUGUUGUCUAAGAAUAGUACUAACCAGAGAUUGUCUUUUGAACAAAAUCAAUUAUUAAACCUGUUAGAUUUGAGUAAAUAG
Candida dubliniensis CD36 is the source of this 1653-nucleotide messenger RNA. RefSeq lists its product as uncharacterized. Bases 1 to 1653 code for a protein of 550 amino acids. The transcript has a single exon. Gene Ontology annotation, biological process: magnesium ion transport. Gene Ontology annotation, molecular function: magnesium ion transmembrane transporter activity. The record is from RefSeq and is a predicted model, not a curated record. Gene Ontology annotation, cellular component: membrane. Lineage: Eukaryota; Fungi; Ascomycota; Pichiomycetes; Serinales; Debaryomycetaceae.